Molecule: messenger RNA, 1413 nt
Organism: Diorhabda carinulata
Lineage: Eukaryota; Metazoa; Arthropoda; Insecta; Coleoptera; Chrysomelidae
Gene: Efr
Product: UDP-xylose and UDP-N-acetylglucosamine transporter
Exons: 6
Coding region: 201-1250 (349 amino acids)
Biological process (GO): transmembrane transport
Cellular component (GO): endoplasmic reticulum membrane; Golgi membrane
Molecular function (GO): UDP-xylose transmembrane transporter activity; UDP-N-acetylglucosamine transmembrane transporter activity
Source: RefSeq, a predicted model, not a curated record
AGCAAUUUCGACUGGCAGACUGCCGCUUAGCCACCAGUAUUUAUUUACGCUUUAAAUAAUGUGCCGCUUAAGGCGACGGCGGCAACGUUGAUAUUAUCUGCCAGCCUUGAAAUUUGGACCUUGUUAAUAUUUUGUGGAGGAAUUUAAAAAUUGAUUUGCUGCAAAUAACUCUUAGUGACAGUUACGUAUCAGUUGUAAAAAUGAAUGCCAAAGCCACUCAAGCGAUAAUAUUUACAUUAGUAGGAUGUAUGUUGAACAAUAUAUUCUUGGAAUAUAUAAUUAAAUUAGAUCCAGGUGCGGGGCAUUUAAUAACAUUAUGUCAAUUUAUAUUUAUUGCUAUGCAGGGGUUGAUUUUUACAUCUAAAUUUGGUACAGUCAAACCCAAAAUACCCUUUAGCAAUUACAUGACUUUAGUCGUUUUAUUUUUCACUACGAGUGUGGUGAAUAAUUGGGCUUUUGCUUUCAACAUUCCUGUUCCUUUACACAUGAUAUUUAGAGCUGGUUCACUUAUAGCUAAUAUGAUCUUGGGAAUUAUUGUAUUGAAGAAAAAAUAUACCCAUGAAAAAUAUUUAUCUGUCAUUCUUAUAACACUUGGAAUCAUCAUAUGUACUCUAUAUUCCAGUAAAUCUAAAGAAACAUCUUGUACUGACUGUAAUGUUGGAACUGGUGAUGUACCUGAAAAAAAUACAUCAGAAGAAGAAGUUUCCACCGAAUUUUUCUUUUGGUGGAUGAUUGGUAUAUUUCUUCUAACAGGGGCAUUGUUAUUAUCUGCUGCAAUGGGAAUAUUUCAAGAAAGGCUGUAUCAAAAAUAUGAUAAACACCCACAAGAAGCACUUUUUUACACUCAUAUCUUACCCCUCCCUGGAUUUUUGCUCUAUUCAGUUAGUUUAUCAGAACACAUAGACAUAGCAAACAAAAGUGACAUGUACACAGUACCUUUAAUCAACAUAAGUUUACCCAUAAUAUGGUGUCUCUUAUUUCUCAAUGUAGUUACCCAGUAUAUGUGUAUAAGUAACGUUUAUAUAUUAACUUCGGAGUGCGCAUCUCUAACUGUUACUUUGGUAAUUACACUGAGAAAAUUCUUUUCAUUAGUUUUUUCAAUAAUUUAUUUCCAAAAUCCGUUCACUUUGGCUCAUUGGAUUGGUACUAUUAUGGUAUUUACGGGUACUUUGAUGUUUUCCGAAACGCAUAAGAAAAUUUUAGGUGCGUUUUUGCCUCCGCAAGAGAAAGCGUCGAAAAAGAAAAACUAAAAACUGCAUUUUUAUGGAUUUUUAUAUGAGCACAUUGUUUUUUUAACUUAUGUUGUAGACUAUGUUAAAAAUAUACAAUUUUUUCAAUUAUCUACAGUAUUAUCGUUGAAAAUGUUUUAAGCAGUUAUGUUUUUGUUUUAAAAUAAAGUUUAAUAAAAUAGUA